AUGGUGAAAACGGCAGGGAAGUCUGACAUGCCGCAGUUCGAGUACUGGACCAACCGUUGGAACACCGGAGACACGCCGUGGCACCUUGAAGGAGUCUAUCCGCUCCUCGAAAAGAACCAGGACGUCAUUCUGGCGGGAAAACAGGACGCCCAGGUCUACCUUCCGAUGUGUGGAAAGGCGCCCGAUUUGAAAUGGUUCUACGACAAGGGCCAUCGCGUCGUCGGCGUGGAGUACAUAGAAGAGGUUGCCCGAGGCUUUUUCGUCGACAACAACCUCCCUUUCGACGAAGCCGAGUGUCCUCUACUCAAGUGCAAGACUUUUCAGACUGCUGAUAAGAGGCUGCGAGUAUUCGUCUGCAACGUCUUUGACUUCAACAAGUCAUGCGUCGGAGCAAUGGACAUUGUGUGGGACAGAGGAGCACUGAGCUCAAUCGACGUGGAGCUCAGAGGCAGGUACGUCACCUUGAUGAAGUCACUGCUGUCACCAAACUUCUCCUACGCUCUGUGGACCAUCGUCUAUGAUGAUAGUACUUUCAAAGGUUUUCCCAAAAGUAUGCCGGAGGAAGUUCUAAGGGAGCUUUUCGCAGGGAAAGGUAUAAAGCUCCGUCGCAUUGAUUCGCAAGGCCCAAGCACACGUCCUUACACCGAUUCCGCGACUGUUCACCUCUGGCACUUGACGGAAUGAGGGCAAGACCUGGCCUCGGCAGC
Messenger RNA from Ixodes scapularis (black-legged tick), 707 nucleotides. RefSeq names its product thiopurine S-methyltransferase. Gene Ontology annotation, molecular function: thiopurine S-methyltransferase activity. Bases 1 to 684 code for a protein of 227 amino acids. The transcript has 8 exons. NCBI's taxonomy places the organism in Eukaryota, Metazoa, Arthropoda, Arachnida, Ixodida, Ixodidae. The record is from RefSeq and is a predicted model, not a curated record.